CUUGAAAGCUGCCGCAUCAGCAUUUGAAUGAGUUUCUUGCUGUUUCUUUUUGGCUUGCCUAACUCUUCACUUUGCUUUCUUCGUUUGCCACACCAUGGCUCGCGGCUUCAAAUCCCCUGCUGCUCAAGUACCACUGCCUAAAGUGUCAUUUAUUAUCGUCCAGGAUGAUGAUAUCAACCAACCUGCUGGAGUGCACGACCUACAAGCUAGAUCUUAUGGAUACAACGACUUCACUGAAUUCCUGAGACCGGAUCAUUACAUUCGGUACAUCGAGCCUCUUGAGAAAGACCUUGCCAUUCAGGUAGAAUAUGACAUGGACGACCAAGAUCAGGAAUGGCUUGACGCAGCGAACGUUGAAAGGAAGAAAGAUCAACUGAAUGCGGUCACGUACGAGACUUUUGAGAUUAUCAUGGAUCGCCUGGAGAAAGAGUACUUUGAUUUGACCAAGAAUAUACCCAAAUCUGAUUAUGCCAUGCCUUCUGAAGAUUCGACUUGCGCCAUUUGUGACGAUUCCGAGGGAGAAAACAGUAAUGCUAUCGUAUUUUGUGACGGCUGUAACCUCGCUGUUCAUCAGGACUGCUAUGGAGUCCCGUACAUACCCGAAGGCCAGUGGUUAUGUCGCAAGUGCACCGUCUCCCCUGAGAAUCUAGUGUCAUGCAUACUUUGCCCCAACGAGGGGGGAGCGUUCAAACAAACAGUAUUUGGUGACUGGGCCCAUCUUCUGUGUGCUAUUUGGAUACCCGAGACGCGGGUGGCAAAUGAGGUAUUCAUGGAGCCUAUCACUGGAUCUGACAAAAUUCCGAAGCAGCGCUGGAAAUUAAAAUGCUCAAUAUGUGGCAUUCGCCAGGGUGCAUGCAUCCAAUGUACAAAGAACUCAUGCUUCCUGGCCUUCCACACAACCUGCGCUCGCAAGGAAAGGUUACUCAUGCCAAUGAAGAGCUCGCAGGGAUCUGAACCUGGUACGCUGGCAUGCUAUUGCGAGAAGCACCUUCCUAAAGAGCAGCAAGACGUUCGCCUAAAAGCUCUUGCACAAGACGGCCAGAUGACUAGCCCCAGUUCCAAGCUGUCCAAAUCUGCUCGUGCAUAUGCCAAAACUUACAAGACCGGCCCACCGCUUGUGCCACACAUCAUUGUUGAACGCAUUCUGAAUUAUAUCACUAAGGUGAAUGUGCGCAAGAAAAACGAAUUUGUAUAUAUGCUGUUGAAGAGACUGCAUCUCGAACCAUGGACAGCGUCAAACUCGGGGAAAGUACAGACCGAAGAGGAAAAGACUAUGAAACUAGAGUACUUGAAAAAUCUGCGCAGAGAUCUGGAGUCUGUUCGUGAAUUGACGCUACAAACUCGCAGACGGGAGAGCCGGAAGCUUGCACAGACUGAGAGCAUCCAGAAAGUGCUCGAGAUUGCACUCUUCCCUCACGAGGCACUACUCCGGCUUGCGUUUGAGAAGGUUCUUGCUCUUGACCGUCACAGUCUCUUCAAGCAUCCGGUAUCAAGGACGGAGGUCCCCGACUACUAUGAUGUCGUGAAAACGCCCAUGACCUGGGAUGCGAUCGAUGGGAAGCUUGAUCGUCACGAGUACUGGGACCUAGAGGGUUUCAAGAGUGACAUCGAGUUGGUACUGUCUAAUGCAAUCCUGUACAACAAGCCUGGUACAUCUUUCUACAAGACCGCACAAAGAAUACAAAUAAGCAGUCAACCCAUCCUUCAGGAACUCAAUUCCCUGGCCUACAAUCACUCACCCCUUACUCCCCCUGAUCCUUCCGACUCCUCCGUUCUCUCCCAGGUGUCAAUCGGAGACCUAGAACCUUUGAUGGAAACACUCCAGCUACUGACGUCGACUCAAGACAUUCAAGAUAACACUAAUCUUCUUCUUCAUACCGAUCCCAUCUCAUCACUAUUCAGCUUCGAACUUCCGCUCGUGAAGCCCCCACCGCCUCCUGCCCCAGCUCCAUCUCCUCCACCGCCUCCGAAAUCCAAGGUAUCCAAAAAGAAGCGCAUACCCAAAACUGUUGAACCUGGUCCUCUGGACACCUCCCCAGGCUUCCGUGCCCCGCGAACUCGCCGAGCUCAUGCGGCAGCCGCAGCUUUCGAGGCUGAGGCUGGCUUUGAACCCGAACCUCAAUCCACUGCCGAACCUGAGCUGGGAAUAAUCGAGGGUGAUCAGAAAGUAGCUUCUGAACCACCAAAGAAACGACGCCGGCAGAGUGCAAUGCCUGGGCAAGCAGAAACGCCACCCAUGGUCACAGAUGUAGACAGUCAGGGAUUAUUCAAAAUGUUUGAUGCCGGAUGGAUUUUACCGUCGGGACAACGGAGGGGCGGACGCCAGCCCGUAGAGAGGGCUCCACUUCCACCUAAGAAAAAGAAGAUGGAUCGUGGGAUGUCGAGGUUGUCUGUAUUCAGCACAAACGCAUCAGAUAAUCAGACUCUGGACGAGAUUUCUGGGCCUUCUGGCUUGUCUGUAGAAGAGAAAGUGGAGAUGGAUGUCAAAUCUGGAGUAAUGUCCGAGGCGAGUGCUGCUGCCCCUGACAUGGAUGCGCAGGCAGAGUUAGACCAUGUCAUCAAUGAAGAGAUGGAGGCACCCAUGGCUCUUGAUAUUCCAGAGAAGCACCAGGAGGAAGAAUUGGAGAGGCAGCUACUAACAGAACCCGAACCUCAACCGGAAGUUCAACCGGAGAGGCAACUACUACCAGAACCUGAACAACCCGAACCUCAACCAGAAGUUCAACCGCAGGUAAUAAUCCAGCUAAAGGUCACAGAGUUAGAAAAGGAUAGGGAGGAGACACGAUCAGAGUUAGAAGCGCGUAUAGCCAAGAUCCCCGUACGACCAAACACGAAGAUCAAUGUCGAAAACGGGAAGAUUGUCGUGGAGGAGUUAGACACGCCCAAACUUCGGCGGGAAAAAGCAAGGCAGCGGAAAGCAGAAAAGGCGGCUGCGGCGGCAGCUGCAGCUGCAGCUACCCAAGGCCUUCCGCAAGCCAACGCUGAGAUCCCGAAAACCAACGUCGGGACCACUCAAGAUGACGUAUCCGAUUUAUCUUCUCUGAGCGAGCUGGACAGUGAUACUGAUGAGAAGCCUGUGACACGGGGCGAGGCGACUACAUCCAAUACCAUACCCGACGUAAAGCUCGCUGGAACGCGUCAACUGCAACGCGCGCCAGCCAAUCUCGUUACCACAGGGAAAGCGCUUGUUGUCCUUGAACCGGGAAAACAGUUAGAGUGUGGCACUCUUGAUACGUAUCCAUGGUGGCCUGCAGUCGUUUGGGAGCCAGAUGACCCAUCGAUUCCAGAAGACGUCAAGAAGAAGAAACCUCAAGAUCAUUCUCGUCAUAUCGUACAAUUCUAUGAUCCCACAAGUUCAUGGACAUGGGUCACCACUGGCCAUAUGUUGUUACUGGGUGAAGAUAAUGCGGUCGAUGCUUCUCUACUUUCGCCAACUUCGGUGGUCCAAAAGUGGAAAACCCCCAGGAUUAAGAAACAAUGCCGGGAAGCUUUCCAGCGCGCCCUGGCAGAGAUGGAAACGGAUGCAGAUUUACUUGCUCAUGAAACGGAGGAUGUUGCGACUGAGGUUACAAGCGCUGGUUCUAUGAAAGAGCCAGGUUCCACUGAUGUUCAUAUGGCUAUGCCAGUCGAGCAAUCCGCUUCAUGAGUGGGGGCUUCUUUCUGUACUUUUGCGCAAACAAGUAACAGACUGGUCGUCAGACAUGAAUAUACUACAGAGACUGUACCAAGUCUCAACCCGUGAUCCGGGCUCCACAUUUUCUCAAAAGACCGCUAGGAAACACGUUGCUUUAUGAGAUGGCCAAGAUUUUUUCUGGUGAUCACGGUCGCACUGUUGGUAAAGCAUAGUGAGACAGACACAAGAGAUAGACGUGUAGGUACUUGCAUAAACAGCUGUUUUGCA
This is a messenger RNA of Suillus fuscotomentosus, 3901 nucleotides long. Its product is annotated as bromodomain-containing protein. The coding region runs from base 95 to 3646 and encodes 1183 amino acids. The record is from RefSeq and is a predicted model, not a curated record. NCBI's taxonomy places the organism in Eukaryota, Fungi, Basidiomycota, Agaricomycetes, Boletales, Suillaceae. Gene Ontology annotation, biological process: regulation of transcription by RNA polymerase II. Gene Ontology annotation, cellular component: MOZ/MORF histone acetyltransferase complex. Gene Ontology annotation, molecular function: protein binding. The transcript is spliced from 20 exons.